Messenger RNA from Vigna radiata var. radiata (mung bean), 813 nucleotides. RefSeq lists its product as uncharacterized. Lineage: Eukaryota; Viridiplantae; Streptophyta; Magnoliopsida; Fabales; Fabaceae. The record is from RefSeq and is a predicted model, not a curated record. The transcript is spliced from 2 exons. Bases 73 to 432 code for a protein of 119 amino acids.
CUUUUCCAUUAACGCUCACGGACUACUCUUCUCCACAAUCUCGUCGUCUCCAUUGCUCUCCACUGCUCUGAAAUGGCAAGUUCCGGAUUCGAGCAUCGCUGGACGAAGUUGAGUGUGCGUCAUUCAUUUUCAACCAUGUAUAUUAGCGCUCUCAACGAACGGUUGACAGAGGACCAAAGGGAAGUCAUCUCCAAGACUCCAUUUUUUUGGUUUUUAGAGUUCAGUGGUAAAGUGACAUUGAAUGCUAAACUUUUGCGUGAGUUAACCAAGACAUGGGUGGAUUCCACCAACUCUUCUUUUAUUGCAAACAAGCAUUUCAAUAUCAAUGCAAACGCCAUCCUCCGCAAAUUUGUUCGGCCAACUGACUUACCGUCAUCAUCAUCCACAGAAGCAGACCAACCGUCAUCAUCAUCCAAACAAGCAGACAAUUAAUAGAUUAAUUUANGUAUGCUUUAAUUUAUGUUUUCUAGUGAAGGGGGAAAAUUACUUUAAUGGAGUACUGUAAUAGUAUGUUAUCAGCUAUAAGACUGAUUAUUGGAUGAUUGUACUUGUAUUCAAGUUUCAAUGUUGUUAUUGGGCACUUUUAUAAUUUAGUAAGAUAUCAUGUAAUGUUCUUAUUGUAAUCAUUGUUUUGAGAUGAAUGAAUUCAGCACUACUUAUUUUGUCAAAGCAAUCUACUUUCCUUCAAUAAACACCCAAAAUGAAACAAAAACACGUCAAGUUUCCUUCAAAAAACACCUAAAAUGACCAGUGGUCCCCCACGUUGACACAGGUGGCUCCUUCAGUUCAACAGGAUGUCCAAAACUGCACUGU